AUGCGGUACAACUUGCAGCCCCUCUGCAUCGGCGACAUCAUUAUGCACUGGGACAGCACGUUUCUCACUGACGAGGAAAAGAAAGAUUUCAAAAUUGAGUCGAAGGAUAGAAACUCGCCGUCAGGCAUGGUGUGUGAGAAGGGGAUCCAGAUCCUCCUCACCACCGUGGGGGCAUUCGCUGCCUUCGGCCUGAUGACGGUGGCCAUAGGGACGGACUACUGGUUGUACUCCCGUGCCCUCAUCUGCAACAGCACCGCCAACUCGUCUCAGGACGACCCCCACAACAAGGACAAGAAGGACCCUGGUGCACUCACCCACUCCGGCCUCUGGAGGAUAUGCUGCCUGGAAGGGGUGAAAAGAGGAGUCUGUUCUCAAAUUAACCACUUCCCAGAAGAUGCAGACUUUGACCAUGAUGGGGCGGAGUAUGUCCUACGAGUGGUUCGAGCAUCCAACAUUUUCCCCAUCCUCAGUGCAAUUCUGCUGUUGAUGGGAGGAGUCUGCAUCGCAGCCAGUCGUUUCUACAGAAGCAAACGAAACAUCAUCCUUGGGGCUGGGAUUCUGUUUGUAGCUGCAGGCCUGAGCAACAUCAUUGGCGUGAUUGUGUACAUCUCGGCGGCACUAGGAGACAUUUCCCCUAAGAAGGAUGAGGAUAAAAAGUGGCAGUACUCGUACGGCUGGUCCUUUUACUUCGGGGGUCUGUCCUUCAUCAUGGCUGAGAUGGUGGGGGUCUUGGCUGUCAACAUUUACAUUGAGAAGAACAAGGAGUUGCGCUGCCGUUCUCGCACUGACAUUUUCAAAAGCACCACUCACGCCAUGCUGCGCCUUCCCAGCUACCGCUUCAGACGCCGCUCACGGUCCUCGUCCCGCUCCACAGACCCCUCCCGCUCGCGAGACCCCUCACCUGUUGGAGGAGGAGGGAAGAAUUUCGGGCUGCCCCCUUCUGCGCUGUUGUCCCAGGGUCCCAUCUCUGUGUCCACACUGCCAAACCCUCACUCUCGCUCACAUACGGCUCUGGCCGGAGGAGACAUCUCACUCUACACUCUGUCUCGAGACCCCAAACUGGGUGGUCUGCCCCCCAUGUACGGGACAGUGGACAGGGCCACACUGUACCAACUGCACAACUGUUUUCCUAAAGACGGGGGAGGGGGCGGGGUCAUGAUGAGUGGCACACUGCCCUCCCUCAAGUCACACAACCCUGCCAACUCCACCAACUCCAAUGCCCCCAUGUCCAACUCUGUGGGCUCGGGACCCCCGCCCUUCACAGCGUCCACAGAGCGAGGGAUGGGCACCCUGGACAGGCUCAAGGGCGACAGGGAGAGCAACUCCAACACACUGAACAGGAAGACCACCCCCGUGUAG
This is a messenger RNA of Knipowitschia caucasica, 1359 nucleotides long. The record is from the annotation of a GenBank genome assembly. NCBI's taxonomy places the organism in Eukaryota, Metazoa, Chordata, Actinopteri, Gobiiformes, Gobiidae.